AUGGAGAUAACCAACAUUUUUAAAAAAUUGUUAUGCAGACAAAAUGUAGUACAUACAGAAAAUAAUUCCUUUUUUGAUGCUUUUAAAAAUCCGAAUGAAGAGGGUUUAAAACGAAAGAGUGAAGUUGACAAUGAAAUGUUAAAUAAGAGUACGUUGAAUGAAAAUAAAGAUGAUAAAUUAAAAACGAGUGAAGACGAUAAGUUAAAAGAACAGAAUUUAAUAGGAUAUGGGAAUUCAUUUGAUGCUCCUAAUGCUUUAUUAUUUGAAAAUUUAAAUAAAGAAUAUAAAUUUAUAACAACACAAGAUAAUUUUGAUGGUUUUCGUUUUGAAGUAGAUAAAAAUGUAAAUAAAUUUUUACAGUCGACACAUACAUUAUUUUUAGGAACAACAUUAAGAGAAGUUGGUUAUCUUUAUCAAUUUGGAGCUAAUUUUACAAAUUCUGAUAAUAGUUUAUUAAUGAUAAGUCGAAUAAAUAUAGAUGGUAGUGUGAAUGGUAGAUUUUGUAAAAAAAUAAAUAAUAACAUUGAUUGUAAAUUAAAUUUUAAUACAUAUGCAAAAAGUGAUACAAGAAAUAUGUAUGAAAUGUCAUUAGAAGUAAAUAAACCAUUAUAUACUUAUAAUUUUAAAAGUAUAUGGCAAGGAGCAUGGAUAUUUAAUACUUCAUAUACACAAUUAUUAACAAAAAAAUUACAAGCAGGUGUGGAUUUAACAUAUAUUGCAUCCAAUUGUGCUUCUAUAGGAUCCUUUGGUUUAAGAUAUAAUCAUAAAAAUAAUGUUCUAACCAUGCAAAUUGUUAGACAACCAAACUUUAAAUCACCAGAGUUUAUGUUAAACCAAACUCAUUUAUAUAAAAUACAAUAUGCAAAAAAAAUAUCAGAUCGUUUAUCAUUAGGAACAGAAUUAGAAAUUACACCACAAACAAAAGAAUCAGCUAUGAGACUUGGAUGGGAUUAUUCUUUCAGACAUGCAAAAGUACAAGGUUCUAUUGAUACCAGUGGAAAAAUAUCCGUAUUCACUCAAGACUAUUCAGGUUUUGGUGUUAGUGGGUAUAUAGAUUAUUUGAAUAAUGAUUAUAAAUUUGGAUUCAUGAUGCACAUAUCUCCUUCUCAAGAGCAAACACAACCAGCAUCGUAA
This is a messenger RNA of Plasmodium adleri (nom. inval.), 1134 nucleotides long. RefSeq names its product mitochondrial import receptor subunit TOM40, putative. Gene Ontology annotation, molecular function: transmembrane protein transporter activity. Bases 1 to 1134 code for a protein of 377 amino acids. The record is from RefSeq and is a predicted model, not a curated record. The transcript has a single exon. Lineage: Eukaryota; Apicomplexa; Aconoidasida; Haemosporida; Plasmodiidae. Gene Ontology annotation, cellular component: mitochondrial outer membrane translocase complex; mitochondrial outer membrane. Gene Ontology annotation, biological process: protein import into mitochondrial matrix.